This is a messenger RNA of Etheostoma spectabile (orangethroat darter), 3907 nucleotides long. Its product is annotated as NLR family CARD domain-containing protein 3. Gene Ontology annotation, molecular function: protein binding. The record is from RefSeq and is a predicted model, not a curated record. Lineage: Eukaryota; Metazoa; Chordata; Actinopteri; Perciformes; Percidae. The transcript has 12 exons. Bases 100 to 3552 code for a protein of 1150 amino acids.
ACUUCCUGCUCUUUGCAAUUCAGCAGUUUUUUACUUUUACUUUGUCUUGUUGUGAAGCAGAUGUUUCCCCCUCGUUAAACAUCUGGUGUGGACUCUGCUAUGAGUCAGUGUGAGGACAGAGAGGAGGGACCCCCUCCCUCUAAAACCACUCUGUGGGGGGACCAUGACAGCCAGACCAAAGCUCAGAGGAUGCAGCAGCAGAAACCUGGACCUGGACCCAGCUGUGUGUCCAUGAAGAGUGACUGGUCUAUGGAUCGUCCUAUUGAAUUUAAAGAUGGACAAGCUGUUGAUGAAAGGAUGCAGCAGCAGAAACCUGGACCUGGACCCAGCUGUGUGUCCAUGAAGAGUGACUGGUCCAUGGAUCGUCCUAUUGACAUCAAAGAUGGACAAGAUGUUGAUGAAAGGAUGCAGCAGCAGAAACCUGGACCUGGACCCAGCUGUGUGUCCAUGAAGAGUGACUGGUCUAAGGGUCUUCCUAUUGAAUUUAAAGACGGACAAGCUGUUGAUGGAAGAGUUCACCAGGAGAGCUCAGAGGGCCUCGGUGGUCAGUCUGACCUGCAGCAGCAAACAGACCUGGACUCCAUAUUUAUGCUGCUGGAGGAGAACAUCCUCACUUUUGUAAAGAACGAGCUGAAGAAGAUUGAGAAGGUUCUGAGUCCAGAUUACCCAGAAUGCUUAGAGAGUCAGAGGGAGGAUGAGGAGGUUUUGGAGGGUGAGGAUGAAGAGCAGAGGACGAGGAGCAGAGAAGCAUUUCUGAAGAUCACACUGCACUUCCUGAGGAGAAUGAAGCAGGAGGAGCUGGCUGACCGUCUGCAGAGCAGAAGUUAUUCUGGAGUUUGUCAGCGUAAACUCAAGACUAACCAGAAGAUAAAGUUCCAGUGUGUGUUUGAGGGGAUUGCUAAAGCAGGAAACCCAACCGUUCUGUAUCAGAUGUUUACAGAGAUCUACAUCAUGGGGGGAGGGGCUGCAGGGGUCAAUGAAGAACAUGAGGUCAGACAGAUUGAAACAGCAUCCAGGAAACCAGACAGACCAGAAACAAUAAUCAGAUGUGAAGACAUCUUUAAAGCCCCACCUGGAAGAGAUGAACCAAUCAGAACCGUGAUGACAACGGGAGUGGCUGGCAUCGGGAAAACAGUCUUAACACAGAAGUUCACUCUGGACUGGGCUGAAGGCAAAGCCAACCAGGACAUCCAGUUCAUAUUCCCAUUCACCUUCAGGGAGCUGAAUGUGCUGAAAGAGAGAAAGUUCAGCUUGGUAGAACUUGUUGAUCACUUCUUUAGUGAAACCAAAGAAGCAGGAAUCUGCAGGUUUGAAGAGGUCCAGGUGGUCUUCAUCUUUGACGGUCUGGAUGAGUGUCGACUUCCUCUGGACUUCCUCAACACUGAGAUCCUGACUGAUGUUACAGAGUCCACAUCAGUGGGUGUGCUGCUGACAAACCUCAUCAGGGGGAAUCUGCUUCCCUCCGCUCGCCUCUGGAUAACCACACGACCCGCAGCAGCCAAUCAGAUCCCUGCUGAGUAUGUUGACAUGGUGACAGAGGUCAGAGGGUUCACUGACCCACAGAAGGAGGAUUAUUUCAGUAAGAGAUACAGAGACAAGAAGCAGGCCAGCAAAAUCAUCUCCCACAUCAAGACAUCACGAAGCCUCCACAUCAUGUGCCACAUCCCAGUCUUCUGCUGGAUCACUGCUACAGUUCUGGAGAAGGUGUUGGAGACCAGAGAGGGAGGAGAGCUGCCCAAGACCCUGACUGAGAUGUACAUCCACUUCCUGGUGGUUCAGUCCAAACUGAAUGUUAAAUAUCAUGGGAACUCUGAGAUAGAUCAACAAGGGAGUCCAGAGAGCAGGAAGAUGAUCAAGUCUCUGGGAAAACUUGCUUUUGAGCAGCUGCAGAAAGGCAACCUGAUCUUCUAUGAAUCAGACCUGACAGAGUGUGGCAUCGAUAUCAGAGCAGCAUCAGUGUACUCAGGAGUGUUCACACAGAUCUUUAAAGAGGAGAGUGGACUGUACCAGGACAAGGUGUUCUGCUUCGUCCAUCUGAGUGUUCAGGAGUUCCUGGCUGCUCUUCAUGUCCAUCUGACCUUCACCAACUCUGGAGUCAACCUGCUGGCAGAAAAACAAACAACCUCCUGGUUACCUAAAGUCUUCAGAGUCAAACCUAAAUUAAACUUUCUCCAUCAGAGUGCUGUGGACAAAGCUUUACAGAGUCCAAAUGGACACCUGGACUUGUUCCUCCGCUUCCUCCUGGGUAUUUCACUGCAGACCAAUCAGAGACACCUUCGAGGUCUGAUGACCUUUCCUGGAAGUAGCUCAAAGACCAAUCAGGAAACAGUUGAGUACAUCAAGACAAAGAUCAGUGAGAAUCUGUCUGCAGAGAGAAGCAUCAAUCUGUUCCACUGUCUGAAUGAACUGAAUGAUGGUUCUCUAGUGGAGGAGAUCCAACAGUCCCUGAGUUCAGGAAGUCUCUCCACAGAUAAACUGUCUCCUGCUCAGUGGUCAGCUCUGGUCUUCAUCUUACUGUCAUCAGGAGAAGAUCUGGACGUGUUUGACCUGAAGAAAUACUCUGCUUCAGAGGAGGCUCUUCUGAGGCUGCUGCCAGUGGUCAAAGCCUCCAACAAAGCUCUGCUGAAAGACUGUAACCUGUCAGAGAGAAGCUGUGAAGCUCUGUCCUCAGUUCUCAGCUCUCAGUCCUCUAGUCUGAGAGAGCUGGACCUGAGUAACAACGACCUGCAGGAUUCAGGAGUGGAGCAUCUGUCCUCUGGAUUGAAGAGUCCACACUGCAGACUGGAAACUCUCAGACUGAGUGGCUGUAACCUGUCAGAGAGAAGCUGUGAAGCUCUGUCCUCAGUUCUCAGCUCUCAGUCCUCUAGUCUGAGAGAGCUGGACCUGAGUAACAACAACCUGCAGGAUUCAGGAGUGGAGCUGAUGUCUCCUGGACUGAAGAGUCCAUACUGCAGACUGGAAACUCUCAGGGUGGACCAUGGUGGACCACAGAGACUGAGACCUGGUGUGAGGAAGUAUGUCUGUGAACUGGAACUGGACACAAACACAGUACACAGAAGACUCAAACUGUCUGACAACAACAGGAAGGUGACAGGUGUGGAGGAGGAUCAGUCAUAUCCUGGUCAUCCAGACAGAUUUGACUACUGGUAUCAGCUGCUGUGUAGAGAUGGUCUGACUGGUCGCUGUUACUGGGAGGUCCAGAGGAGAGGAGGGGUUGAUAUAUCAGUGAGUUACAGAGGAAUCAGAAGGAAAGGAGCCAGUGAUGACUGUAUGUUUGGAUGUAAUGAUCAUUCCUGGAGUCUGUCCUGCUCUGAUGAACAUGGUUACUCUGUCAGGCACAAUAAGAGAAGAACAGUCCUCACUUCCUGCUCUGUCUCUAACAGAGUAGCAGUGUAUGUGGACGUUCCUGCUGGCUCUCUGUCCUUCUACACAGUCUCCUCUGACUCACUGAUCCACCUCCACACCUUCAACACCACAUUCACUCAGCCUCUCUAUCCUGGGUUUGGGGUCGGCUCUGGUUCCUCAGUGUCUCUGUGUCCUCUGCAGGACUGAGAGUCUCUCCUGUGGACAGAAACACUGACUGAAGACCAGCUGCUGAAAUCAAAGUUCAGUCUGUUCACCAUCACACACACUCUGCACUGUGAAGCAGAUCUGAGACUCAAACACAACAACAUUCAUCUGAUUUCAUCUCUGGUUAUCAACAUUUGAACUGUUUGACUAAAACACUUCAUGAUAUGUCCCAUCUCAAAAAUAAUCAACUGUUAUUGGUCAUUAUUAUGUCCUUUAUAUUUUAAAUCAUAUUGUAUUAUAUUUAAAAUGUGGAAAACAAAUGUUUCUAUAAACAAUCAUCAUAUAGUCUAAUGUUUCUAAAUGCUUUUAAUAAAAUCUAUAUGUUUCAUCAUUUGUU